Molecule: messenger RNA, 1062 nt
Organism: Mesorhabditis belari
Lineage: Eukaryota; Metazoa; Nematoda; Chromadorea; Rhabditida; Rhabditidae
Source: the annotation of a GenBank genome assembly
AUGGGCGGUCACCGUCGAGAUCAAUCCGAUUCAACAAUGCCCCUUCGAUCAAAUGCCGAUUUUAUCGGACCUGAGUCUCAAGAAUUACAGGUGCGCGCGAGUUCCUCAGAGAACUCGUUAUCGGCGAAUGGGGGAAUCGCCAUCACAAUUGAUCCAACCGAUCCCGAUCAUCGAUCUCAUCUCCAUCACAAAGAACAUAUGAACGAACCCCGACAAUCGGAAGCGUUGAAGACGGUGAUCGCCUUUUUUUGCUUAACGAUCUCAGCUUUUCUGAACUUUUUCCUAUUGACGGUGAUUCAUGAUAUCGUUCCCCGUGAACCCCUCCCAGACAUCGUUUUUCUCACAAUUCCCCAACAAAGAUGGGCAUGGAGUGUAGGAGAUGUGCUGUCGACGUUGAGCUCUAUUGUCGCAUUCACCGUUGUCCUUUUGCAUCGUGAUCGAUGGGUGAUUUUAAGGAGAAUGUUCCUUCUUGGCGCAAUUCUUUAUGGAUUGAGAGCCGUGAUUUUGGGAGUCACCUUUUUACCUCCAUCAUUCCAUAACAGAGAUCAAAUCUGUCAACCACAAGUCAACCGAACGGCUAUGUAUGGGGUGGAGAUCGCGACGAGAUUCCUCACCUACGUGGUCACUCUGGGGCUGACCUCUGGUCAGGACAAGAUCCUCUGCGGUGAUCUCAUGUUCUCCGGGCAUACUGUUGUUCUCACCAUCAUGUACUUCGUCCAACUACAGUACACCCCAAGAGGGCUCGUCAUCUUACGCUAUAUUGCGGCUCCGAUCACUUUCCUCGGCAUCGCCGCUUUGGUCGUUUCGGGUGGCCACUACACGAUGGACGUUUUAAUAGCCUAUUGGUUAACAUCACACGUCUUUUGGGGAUAUCAUCAAAUGUUCGAAAUGCCGAAAGUGCAAAGGCCGCACGCACCGAUGAGUCGACUAUGGUGGUUCUGGCUGUGUUACUGGUUCGAGAGCGAUGUGCCCGAUGGCCAACUGGAGAAUAUUUGGGAUUGGCCAUUCCCAGGGCCCGAAGGAGCACGGAGAUUCAUGGAAAAACUCAACCAUCGCCUACAG